Polistes canadensis is the source of this 6400-nucleotide messenger RNA. RefSeq names its product serine/threonine-protein kinase GL21140. Bases 470 to 3829 code for a protein of 1119 amino acids. Gene Ontology annotation, molecular function: protein kinase activity; ATP binding. The record is from RefSeq and is a predicted model, not a curated record. The transcript is spliced from 6 exons. Gene Ontology annotation, biological process: protein phosphorylation; intracellular signal transduction. Lineage: Eukaryota; Metazoa; Arthropoda; Insecta; Hymenoptera; Vespidae.
UUUCGCGCUUUUUUUUUUAAUCCUACAUUAUGGUUUCUACUUAUCGAAAUAAUUAUUUACGUGAAUAUAUCGCUAAUUAAUAUUCGUCCUCGAUAGGAAUAUUUAUUUUGGGUAUAUAUAUUAAGAGUAUAUCGCGUUUUGAAGGUUAAGUAACGUUCGAAAUUGUACGUUGAUUCGUUACCGAUGGAAUCUCUUUAAUUUUAAGUACCUUAGUAAUUAUUUUUAUUUAUUUUCUUCAUUUAUCCUUCGCUGAUAAUAAUAAUGUAGAAUCGUUAAUGGUAUGUUUAAUGAAUGUUGUGAUAUUUCUCCAAUUAUGAAAUACGUCUUCUUUAUGUGUAAUGCAUGUUCGUUAUGUAUUACAUUUGUUGAAAAAUGGAAACGUAUCUUUGGAAAGUGAUAUAUAAAAAUGGCGAGUGCUUGUGUGGAAUCUAAUUUAUUUCUGUAGGGUCUUAUACAAUUUUUCAUAAGGAUGAUGGAGGAAGUAUUGAAUCGCGGCAGUACGCCAUCCAAAGAAACUUCUUUUCCAGAUAGUAACGAUUUAAAUUCUACGCCUACAUCUAAUUCGGAUGAAAGAAUAUCAGAUGGCAAUGUACGGCUGUCUUUGAAUGCCAGGACUCCAUCUACUAAAAAGGCUAAAAGAGUCAGAUUCUUUAGAAAUGGUGACAAGUUUUAUACCGGUGUUGUUAUGGCAGUAACGCAUGAAAGAUAUCGUAGCUUUGAUAGUUUAGCUUCUGACUUAACUAGAGCCUUAGUAUCAAGUGUGACAUUACCUAAUGGAGUUCGAGCCAUUCAUACCAUGGAUGGAAGAAAGAUACAAAAUAUUUCCGAAUUAGAAGAUGGUAAAUGCUAUGUAGUUUCUGGACAAGGGGAAAUCUUUAAAAAGGUCGAAUAUUCAUCGUCAAAAGUAAAAAGAGGAAGCUCCCUUUCUGGUUUACCUCAAACUGCAGCUGUUACUGGUAGACAAAUAAGCGCUAUUCCUUUGUGCGUAAAAGCAAGAAUAGUAACGUUGAUAAGACAUGGUACUAAACCAAGAAAAGUAGUACGUCUUUUAUUGAAUAAGAGAAAUGCACCAAGUUUAGAACACGUAAUGGAAGCUAUUACAGAAGUGGUAAAGCUUGAUUCUGGAGCUGUAAGAAAAGUAUAUACUUCGUCAGGUCAGCAAGUUACUUCUUUGGAACAAUUUUUUGAAAAUGACGAUAUCUUUUUGGCAUAUGGAACGGAAAAAUCAAAUCAAGAAGAUUUUGAAUUAGAUUUUGAAGAAUCCAAAUGCGUCCAAAGUUUCCGUAGAUGUCCAUGGAUUUCAAAUAGACAAAAUGGUCCAAUGCCAAGAAUGCCACGAAAAUCUGGAAAAAAGGUUCUUACUACUCCUCAAGUCAGAACACCAAGUCCAUCUUCAUUAAUUUUACCUCAACCACUACGUUUACAUUAUGCCGUGGGACAUGUAAUCGGAGAUGGAAAUUUUGCUGUAGUAAGACAUUGCAUUCAUAAAGCUACAGGAGCAGAAUAUGCUAUGAAAAUAGUCGAUAAGUAUAAGUGCCUAGGAAAGGAAACAAUGUUAGCAAGUGAAGUUGCAAUUUUGCGUCAAGUAUGUCAUCCAAACAUAAUUAGUCUGGUCGCAGAACAAGAAACAAUGGAUCAAUUGUUUUUGGUCAUGGAACUUGUCAAGGGUGGUGAUUUAUUUGAUGCAAUAGCUGCUGCAACCAAAUUUUCAGAAGCCGAAGCUAGUGUGAUGAUAGGACAUUUAACAUCUGCUUUAGCAUAUCUACACUCUCAUCAUAUUGUACAUCGUGAUAUUAAGCCUGAAAAUCUUUUAGUUGAAAUGGAGGGUAGUCAUGUACGGUGUUUAAAAUUAGGAGAUUUUGGACUCGCACAAAUAGUGAGAGAAAAUCUUUACACUGUGUGCGGAACGCCAACAUAUGUAGCGCCUGAGAUACUUGCAGAAACUGGAUAUGGAUUAAAAAUCGAUGUCUGGGCAGCUGGUGUGAUUUUAUACAUUUUAUUAUGUGGUUUCCCACCAUUUGUUUCCCCAGAAAAUGAACAAGAAGAAUUAUUUGAACGUAUUUUAAGUGGUCAAUAUGAGUUCACCUCACCUUACUGGGAUACAAUCUCAAAUUCUGCUAAACAAUUGAUCACAAAUAUGCUUCAAGCACAACCAGAACUAAGGUUCAGCGCAGAAGAUGUACUUGAUCAUCCAUGGCUAGCGCAGAGCUUUCUAGGAGGCAAGCAGACCUCAACAACAUCUACCGACUCGACGGAGCAAUACGGGGAUCAGCAGUGUAAGCCGAUAAGGCUAGCCACAUUUGAGUUUGACUAUAAGAAGCAAAGAAAGCAUGAUGAUUCUCAAGAAAAAGCGAAUAAUAUUGAUAAUAGUGAAAGGUCUAAUCAGAAUAAUAUACCUUCAUCCUUGGAUGAUAAUUUCAUAUUUUAUAUGAAUCGUUAUCAACUGAGAGCUUUGGAUAGCAAAGAUGAAAUAGAUUUGGUUGGUGAAAACUAUGGCGAAAAUGGACCUAUGUCUCUUAGUGCUGAUUGUUUGCAAGAUAUUCAUGCUCUUGAUCAAUCUGUGCACAAUCUUAUAAAUACUCUUAAUAAAAAUGAACAUCUUGAAGAUCCUUUAAGAUUAUCACACAGUACAACUUCUUCAAUGAGCAGUAUUCCUAAGAAUAUAAAUUUAUCUUUACACAAAGAUAAUUCCACGUCAUUAAUAUGUGAUUAUCAUAAUAGUUCUUCCUUUCGCAUUGAUACACCUCCUAAUAAAAGUGUUCCCUUAGCGAGGAUAACUAAGUUAAAUAAAAGAAAUGGAAAUUCCUUGAGUGAUAUAAAUUUUAAAGAAGAUACACAAAGCAUUCAAAUUUUUCAGCUAAGUAAGAAAACAGAGAGCAAACGACAAAAUAAAAAAAAUACACGAUUUUAUAAAAACUCCAAUCUAUCAUCUAAUACCAAGUUAAUGUAUAAAAGUGAUGAUCUCAAGAAUUGUAAUACAGUAUCGUCUUCAACUGACAGUUUUACUGGUAGUUCCAGUAAUGAUAUAGAAACAUCUGAUAGUUUUGUUAAUAUUCAAUUCGCUCAAUCAGCAUAUAAUCGAAAAUCAAGUUCGAUUCAAAGUAUGGAGUCUACGGAUAGCUUCGAAAACAUAAGAAUCUCUCCUAAUCAAGAUGUAAAAUGCAACAAUGCGAACGAUCCAAAUCAAAAUAAUUGUAAAGAAGCUGAAAACGUUAACGAUGAAGUAUUGAAAAAAAAGAUUAUUCUAAGAAAUAAUACAUCUAAACUACCUAAAGCGCGAAACUUUCAUGCAGAUGACAAGAUUAAUUCUGUCAAUAAUAUGACGAAAGGACAAGAUGCAGUAAGACAUUUAAAAAAUGGUUUAUCAUAUUACAGUGAUGAUAACCCUUCGAGGAUAAAAACCUGUACCAAAAGUUCGGUGAAAAUGAAAAGAUUUAGUUAUAUUCCUCAAUACUCUACAAAGAAAUCUGUUGAGUGCAUCGAUAUUAGCAAUUCGUCUAAUUAUACAAGUAGAAAGGAUGGACGAAAAUUUCGUUCUACCGAUGAAUUGAGAAAUGAAAAACAAAAACAAGUUAAACCAAAACGAUUUAGUCUUUACUAUACGCCGCAACCUUCGAGGAAAACAUACGAGACAGAACCUAAAGAAAUUAAGAAUAUGUAUAAAAAUUCUAAUAUGGAUAAUAACGAACGCCAUAAUAAUGUUAAAUUAGUUGAUGGUAACAAAAAAAAAGAUGAUACAACCAAAUAUGACGAACAGAAAAAUUUAAGAAAUCGGAAAUCUGUUAUAGAUGCAUCGACUGUUGCUAGCAGAAGUAAAAUAAAUGAAUAAGACAUUGAUAUUAUAUGUAUAACAUUAAAUGUUAUGGGAUAACAAGUCAGACAAAAUCUGUGGAAAUGUAUAGAUUGAAAAAUGUAUUAUUAAGAUGGGUUCGGUGCCCAGAAAAAGUCCAAAGGUGUAAUGAUUAAGUAAACAUAGUACUACUAACGGUGAAAUGGUAUUAGAAAGUGACAUUAUAUUUGUUUUCGGCUUUGAAAUAAGUAACUGUGAUUAGAACAGAUGGGACACAAAUAAUACAAACGAGACAUGCCAAAUGCAUUUAAAUAGAGUAUUUUCUAUUUGAUAGGUCUAUGUAGUUUGAGUAAUAUAUAAGCAAAAUGGUAGAGACUUAAACUUUCCAAGAAAAUAAGUGCAUAGGUAAUUGAAGUUAUAUAUUGCAUAAUUAGACAACGUAAUAUUGACUGAAAUCAACUGUUUUUAUCCUACGACGUUAGUAGGAAAAGAGUCAAAAAUUAUGAAGCAUGUUCCCCUUCUAGGAUAUAUUUAUGUAAAUGAUUAUUAGUAACAGAAUUUGUCUAUAUGGAAUCGCCAAUCAAUAUAAUAUACUACGUUCACUUUUAAAGCCAAAAUAGAAAAUGUAUUAUAGACAAGAUUCAAAAUAGCCAACAACUAAAUACAUGAGUAUGCAUUAAUAACUUGUCUGUUUCCAAUUAGUAAUACAUUCACAAUUCUUAAAGACAAAAAGUCUUUUUUUCUUUAAUAGGCUUAUGUUCCUGCGACUCAACGCUAGAACGAGUUUGACAAUCGAAAUGGCUAGAAAACAUUUAAUAAACUGCAAGAAAAUAUUCUUGUAUUUCUUUGUCUUGCUAUUUUUACUUGUUUUUAUUUGUAGAAAUUGCAUAUCGAUACGUAUCAAUAUUAUUCAGUGCAAAUUGUAUUGGUAAAAUGAUAAAUAAAUAAAUAAAUACAAAAAAAAAAAACAUUGGACAAAUGCUAUCAUCGCGUUUUUGUAAUAUCAAUUAAUAAUUGGCGACAAUUAUUUGAAGUCUCUUACAUUAUCUGAUCUUUUUUUCCUGACAAAUUAUUUAACAAUUGUUUCAACAAAUCAUUAAAAUUAUAGUUAUUUGAAGAACUUAUGUCAUUUUUGCCAUGCCAAAAAUGUAUCGGAGGAAAUAAUAUUGUAUCCUAAUAAUUGGUUUAUAAUAUUGCAAUGAAAUCCAUAUGGAAACUCGAUCUUUAUCAUAUGAACUUGAAUAAUAUACAAGUUUUAUAAAUGUUAAUAUUAUUUACAUAAUAUAUUUUAUAAUUCUAAUAUUUCAUUGGUAUUGACGAAUCAAAGAAUUAAUAAUUGCAAGUUGCUGAAUAUGUGUUCAUUUAAUUGAUUAGCUUUGAUACAUAUUGAUACGCAAUUUUGUUAUUUUAAUACUUGUUUUAAGCAAGAUUUUUGUAUCAUUAAGAUAUUUUAUAUAAAAGAAAUAAUCAAUAUUUAUUCAGAAUAUUUUUGAUUUAGUUAGAAAUUGUUGGUUACAUUAGUAAAGGGUAGAUGUUAUGCAUUCAAUAUGUUGGGAUUUUUUUUCUUUUCUUGACGGCAUAUAAUUCGUUAUUCAAAAGUAGAUUUAUGUGAUAAAAUUAAUAUUUUUAUAAAGUAUUAUGGUAAUAUACCAAGCAAUUAUGUGAGCAAUGUGGAAAGAUUAUGUAUAAAAUUAAAAGUCUUGCAAUAUAUUUGUAGCAAGUAGAUAUUUGUGCAAGUUUUAAAAUGUUAUUUAAAUCACAGAACUUUUAGUAUGAAAUUAUUUUUGCAGAGUAAAUGACACAAGUAAAAUAGGUACCAUUUCUGUUGUCGCUUGCGCUCUGGCUUAUGAUUAUACAAUUUUGCUAGAAAAUUUUUGUAUUUUAUAAUGUGGAUAAUGGUGUUUCUUAAUUAUCUUGUAUAUACACAGUAAGAAAUACGUAAAUAUUAUAAUUUUUUCGAAUGUUCAUAAAUCAUGUGCAAUAGAAAUUCAUCAAUAAUUCAUUCUUAGAUAAAUCAUUCAUACCAAAUAUUGAAAUACAUUGUUUAUAUAUUUAUAUUACAUAAUAUUAUUCUACACAUAGGUAUAUACGUGUAUUUACAUAAUAUAUUUUAUAAAUCUAUAUUAUUUCCAUUAAUAAUAAAUACUGCAUAUGCAUACGAUAUAUAAUUAGCAUUGUAUAUAGUACAUCAUUUAUGUAUGCUAUACUUUACAUAUUAUGUAUUAAGUAAAUAUAAAUGUACGUUCAUUCAUAAAUAGUAUAUCAUAUAUUGAUUGCAAUUUGUAUUCAACAUAACAGCAUCGUGGUGUAUUUUAUUACGUAAUGAUUCUUAUAAAAUAUUUGUAUUUAUUUUACUGAUAAUAUAACGUUCUAUAAUAUUAAAACAAAGAUGAAAUUUAAGCCGAUUUAUAAUGAAUUUGUAAAAUUCUAUAAUGUAAAGUCUUGAUAAAUCUAAUUAAUUCGAUGUUUUAGUCACUCCCUAGUAUAUUUUUCCAAGAUAAAAGAACUACAUUGAAGUUUGAGUUGAUAUUAUGGAAUAUUUUAAUAUACUUUUGUAUUUAUAAGAUUAUACCACAGUAUUAUAUUAAUAUAAACAUAUUAAAAAAAAAA